GCAAUACCACGUAUUAUUCAUGCCCUCGCAUAUUACAUUAAUUUCAAACACUACAUAAAAUAAAUAAAAUUGAGUAAAGUACCACAUAUAAAUCAUUAAUUUAAUUAUUAGCAUUUUAAUGGGCUAAUACUAUUAUGUUUGACACGAUUAUGUUUGAAUUUGUGCAUAAGUAAACGCAAAUAACUUAAGUACACAAUAUAAUUUUAACAUGUCUAUAUAUGUAUAUAUUCUCACACAUGUAUAUACACAAUAUAUGUUCACAUAUAUUAUAAUAUUCUAAAUAUAAAUGAAAAGAGUUCAUGUUUAAUUUAAAAUUGGGAAUGGCAUAUAAUACAGGCUUAUUGUUUCAUAAAUACUUAUAUAAACAUUCUACAAAUAAUGUUAAAUUUUCAUAUUUACAUAAACAUAAUUUAAAGUUAGUACAGAACUUUUUCCAUAGCAAGCCUACUGUAAUUUUAGGAAUAGAAUCUAGCUGUGAUGACACAGCUUGUGGAAUUGUUGAUACUAACGGACAAAUUUUAGGCGAAGCAAUUAAUUCUCAGUAUCUGACACAUUUGAAUCUUGGAGGAAUAAUUCCAUCAGUUGCAAGAGUACUACAUAAAAACAAUAUUACAAAAACUUGUGAGAAUGCAUUAAGAGCUGCAAAUCUAAAGUUAAAAGAUAUUGAUGCAAUAGCUACGACUGUAAAACCUGGUCUUCCUAUGUCUCUUAGAGUUGGAACACAAUUUGGGAAAUAUUUAGCACAAAUUGGGAAAAAACCUUUUAUACCAAUACAUCACAUGGAAGCUCAUGCUUUAACAGCAAGAAUGAACAGAGAGAUUGAUUUCCCAUAUCUUAUUUUAUUAGUUUCUGGAGCCCAUUGUUUACUAGCAAUUGUUGAUAAUGUAAAUAAAUUUUAUUUACUUGGUACUUCUAUCAAUAACGCCCCUGGGGAGAUGUUUGAUAAGGUUGCACGAAGACUCAAAUUAAAAAAUAUUCCAGAAUUUAGAACUUUAAAUGGAGGCCUAGCUAUAGAAAUUGCAGCAAAUAAAGCAUCAAACAUUGAGCAGUUUUUUUUCCCACCUGUAAUGACAAGAUGCAGUGAUUGUAAUUUUAGUUUUUCUACAUUCUUAACUUUUUGUAACAAGUACAUUAAAUUAGAAGAAGAAAAACAUAACAUAAUGGGUGAUGCAGUGAUUCCUGAUGCAUAUAAUUUAUGUGCAGCACUUCAAUUAGCUACGGUGACACAUAUUUGUCAUAGGACUCAACGAGCAAUGGAAUUUAUUAAUAAAAUGUCAUUAUUUCCUAAAAAUAAACGAACACUGGUUAUAUCCGGGGGAGUAGCAAGUAAUAAUUUCCUAGCUGAAGCAUUGAAUAUUGUGAGUACGGAAUUAGGUUAUAGCCUUAUAAGAACUCCACCUAAAUUAUGCACUGAUAACGGGACGAUGAUAGCAUGGAAUGGAAUAGAAAAAUGGAUUGCAGAUGUAGACAUCAUCAGAAAUCCAAACGAAAUUGAAAAAAUCGAAAUAAAAAAGACGGCUCCAUUUGGAGAAAAUUGGAUUAAAAAAGUAGAAGCAGCAAAUUUAAAGUGUAAAUGGGUAAAAAUAAAAAAAAAAUUUCUAAACAAUUAAAAAAAUAAAGUGCCAAAUACAUUUAUUGUUAUGUUGCAAAGGUUACUAAUUACAAGGUUGUUACCUUUUCAGUUUGUAUAUACUGUUUUUAAAGAAAUAUAUUUUUGUUUUGAUUAUACAGUGUUUCAGUAUGGAUAGGUUGUACUACCCACAACGAAACACUGUAUAAUUCGUUUAAAUAAAUAUGAUAAGUUAUACAAAUGUCGGCGCAUAUUGCUGCAUUUGUUUUUUUAACUUUGUACGUAAACAAUCUUCAUUUGAAUCCAUAUCUUGAACGGAAAUUUUUGCUUCUUCAUAUUUAUCAAUAAUACGUCUAAUCUUUGUUUUAAUUUCGCGUAUUUCAUCUGCAUUUUGUAAAAUUAGAGAUGUUGUUAUAAUAUCAUCAAAUUGCAAUACUCUUUUUGGUUGAAUUGAUUCAUCAAAUUCCGAGAGAAAUUCUGAUAAAUUAUUUAAUUUUAGUUUAAUUUCAUUAUAGAUUUCAUUUGCUCCAUUUGUAUCCAUUUUAUUUACUAUAAUCAUAGUAGGUCUAUCUAGCAAAUCAGGGUUAUAAUGUUCAAUUUCCUUAUUUAACAAGAGCACAGUUUCUAGGCAAGUUCUAUGUUUAUGUCUUAUAGAAAAUUUACAUCCCUGAAUGUCUACAAUAAAGAGCAGUAAUUUUGUUCUUUC
This is a messenger RNA of Bombus terrestris (buff-tailed bumblebee), 2276 nucleotides long. RefSeq names its product probable tRNA N6-adenosine threonylcarbamoyltransferase, mitochondrial (gene Tcs4). The record is from RefSeq and is a predicted model, not a curated record. Gene Ontology annotation, cellular component: mitochondrion. The coding region runs from base 300 to 1610 and encodes 436 amino acids. NCBI's taxonomy places the organism in Eukaryota, Metazoa, Arthropoda, Insecta, Hymenoptera, Apidae. The transcript is spliced from 5 exons. Gene Ontology annotation, biological process: tRNA threonylcarbamoyladenosine modification.